AUGGCAGAUAUUUCGUGGACUGAAGGAGUCUCCAGCGAGACAGUUGCCAAUGCCAGUUCAGAAUUCAGUUUGGAAGCAGACUUCCAGUAUUCCCUGUUUACUGUCAUCUACAGCAUUGUCUUCGUGCUGGGACUGGUAGAAAAUGUCUUGGCUCUGUACCUCCUGUCCUGCAAAGUAAAGCACACUUCUCAUUCCUAUGUAUACCUCAUUAAUCUAGCUCUGGCAGACACCUUGUUUGUUUGUGUGUUGCCAUUUAAAAUCCAUUACCACCUGAAUCGGAACAAUUGGAUCUUUGGUGACAUGGCUUGUAGGAUAACUGGGACUUUGUACUAUAUCAACAUCUAUCUCAGCAUUGCCUUUUUCACCUGCAUUUGUGUCGAUCGUUACAUUGCAGUGUUGCACCCCUUCACGUACAUCCAGAUCAAAGUCAUCCAUUAUGUGAUGGUGGUCACAAUCCUUUGGGUGGUUGCUCUAAGUGUCAUGGUUCCGCUUAUCCUUGGAGGUCCCCUCCACAACAGUGGUGUGAGGAACAUGACAGCAUGUUUUGAGAACUUUGCUACGAGUAGCUGGACUUAUCGCAUGGCACCUUACAACAUCCUGGCCUUAGUUUUUGGGUUUGUGAUCCCAUUUUCCAUCAUUCUAAUCAGCUAUCCUCUCAUUGCUAAGAGGAUCUCCCAGAUCAAACACAGCAUUCGCAAGAGGAAGGCCCUGAGCACUAUCUACAUCAUCGUGGUCAUUUGUAUUUUGUGCUUUCUCCCGUACCAUCUCACUCACUUGCUCCACUUUUUAAUGAGAAUCCAGGUCAUCCAGAAUGAGUCAUUUACCAGCUUGAUCUACAAAAUGCGAAGAGUCACCUUAGCCCUAGUGAGCUUCAACUGUUGCCUUAACCCACUCUUGUACUACUUCACCUCUUCCAGCAAGCAUUGGUACUUCAACUUCAAGCUCAGAUUCAGGUCUAAAAUGGUGUACACCAUCUGUGACCAGAAAUGUGGGGAGUUGUCCUAUGUUCAUAAACUACAACAGAGACAUGGAAAUAAAAAAGACAGAGAUGGAAUCAACUGAUCUACUUAAAAACCACACAGCUUCUGAAAACUGCUGAGUUUCCCACCCUGUGAAACAUGAGACUUUGGAGAGAAAUUAUCAUUUGUGGGUUAUCAGAGUCACCAGAAAACCACUGGCCUGGCUGAUAAACUGCUUAAAAGCCAAGGGUUUACUUA
Harpia harpyja (harpy eagle) is the source of this 1217-nucleotide messenger RNA. RefSeq names its product lysophosphatidic acid receptor 6-like. Gene Ontology annotation, biological process: G protein-coupled receptor signaling pathway. The record is from RefSeq and is a predicted model, not a curated record. The coding region runs from base 1 to 1062 and encodes 353 amino acids. Gene Ontology annotation, cellular component: membrane. Gene Ontology annotation, molecular function: oxysterol binding; G protein-coupled receptor activity. NCBI's taxonomy places the organism in Eukaryota, Metazoa, Chordata, Aves, Accipitriformes, Accipitridae. The transcript has 2 exons.